AUGCAAGAUGUGCUUGUCAAUAAUGUGGAACUUCUUAAGAAAAAUAAGCAGUCUCGGAAAGUUAACACAGAGCCAAAAAAAUCAAGAUUAAUUGAUUCAAUUACUCCAACAAGUAGAUAUCCAACAAGAAAACCAAAGACAAGAAAAAGUAAUCAAAUUAAAACAGACUCAACAAAAUCAAGAUUAGUUGACUUGACUCCAAUUCCUACAACCAAUGAAGAAAGAAGAAAAGGUUUAAGCGGUAAUAAGAGACUGGCGCGAGAAGGAGAACUGCAUUAA
This is a messenger RNA of Entrophospora sp. SA101, 279 nucleotides long. The record is from the annotation of a GenBank genome assembly. NCBI's taxonomy places the organism in Eukaryota, Fungi, Glomeromycota, Glomeromycetes, Entrophosporales, Entrophosporaceae.